AUGAACCCCGAGAACAGCCGGGGCCAUGGGGCAAGGGAGCUGAUGCUCCAGGCGGCCAGGACCCUGAGGGCUGACCUGAGGGGCGCGGCCACGGGGCCCUGGAGGAAUCUGGCCAGGGUGCCAAAGCCUGAGGGGACGGACGAGGAGACUACAGCUGCAGGACAUGAAAGCUUACUGCCAAUUGAGAGAAGCUUUCAGAACGCUGCUAAAAGCAAUAAUUUGGCUCUUAUGGAGAAGCUGUUUGAAAAGAAGGUUAACAUUAAUGCUGUGAACACCAUGAACCGCACGGCCCUGCACUUUGCGGUGGCGAGGAGUAAUUUAUCAGCGGUAGAGUUCUUACUGAGUCACAAAGCCCGGGUUGAUGUUGCUGACAAGCACGGCUUGACAGUAAUUCACCUUGCAGCCUGGUCUGGAAGCUUCGAGAUCAUGCUCAUGCUAGUUAAAGCUGGAGCAGACCAGAGAGCCAAGAGCCAGGAAGGAAUGAACGCUCUCCACUUCGCAGCUCAGAACAAUAACCUGCACAUCGUGGAUUACCUCAUUCAAGACUUGCACCUGCAGGACCUGAACCAACCCAAUGAGAGAGGAAGAAAACCAUUUCUUUUGGCAGCUGAGAGGGGCCAUGUUGAAAUGAUUGAAAAGCUUAUCUUCCUUCAUCUGCAGACUUCAGAAAAGGACAAGGAGGGGAACACUGCCUUGCACCUGGCUGCCAUGCAUGGCCACAGCCCAGCAGUGCAGGCGCUACUAACUCAGUGGCUGGAAGUAAAUGAGACCAACGAGAAUGGAGAAACUCCAUUCAUGUUGGCCAUUGAAGGAGGCCAUGAGGAAUGCAGUCGAGUGCUCUUGGCAGGAGGAAGUGAUGUCAACAUUCCAAACAAACUCCACAUCAGUGCGUUGCAGGCAGCCACCCGGAAGGGCCACACAUCCCUCGUCAACUUUCUUCUCCAUGAGAACGUUGGUUUGCAACAGCAGAAGGAACCUCAGAAGUCCCCUCUUCACUUAGCAGUUAUCAACAACCACCCUACAGUUGUAAACAGCUUAUUAAGAGCUCAGCACGAUGUUAACGUCUUGGAUCAGAGGCAGCAGACCCCUCUGCACAUUGCUGCUGAUCUUGGAAAUGUGGAGCUGGUGGACACCCUGCUGAAGGCCGGCUGUGACCUGAAAAUCACCGACAAGCAAGGGAAGACUGCCCUGGCUGUGGCUGCCAGGAGCCACCACAGCCUCGUGGUGGACAUGCUCAUUAAAGCCGAGAGGUACCAUGCCUGGAGAGAGGCGCACCCUGAGAGCAUCCAGGGCUCGGCAGGAUGCUCUACACUGACAUUUAAGCAGGACCACAGUGUGGAGACCACGCACAUCCGCACGCUCCUCUGGAACCUGGCCUACCGACAGCUGAAGGAGAAGGACUGGCAGCAGCUGGCCCGCUUGUGGAACUUUUCAGAGGACCAGAUCAGAGCCAUUGAGCAGCAGUGGUCAGGAAACAAGAGCUUCCGUGAGCACGGUUACAGGGCUCUGCUCAUCUGGCUGCACGGGGCCCUGAUGACACAGCCUGACCCUGCCAAGCAGUUGGAUGAGGCACUGGUGCAUGCAGGAUUCCCAGAGUCAGCUGGAAAGAUUCGUCAGUUCGAAGGUAAAACUGACCCAAGCUCCAAGAAAUGUGUAGUCUCCUAAGCUGAAGAAACAAUUCCAAUGGCUUCCCACUCCAUAUUCAGGUUGAUUGUGGUUCCGGAUGGCCACAGCCACCCCCUAGCAGACUGAUUUCCUGGUCCAAAGAUGCUGCUCCUCCAGGGAUGGAGGUGAACAUACCACCUUCUCACUGCUCCAGCCUCAGGCUGGGGGCAAACUGUGGCUUUC
This is a messenger RNA of Chionomys nivalis (European snow vole), 1848 nucleotides long. It is a transcript of the gene Ankdd1b, whose product is annotated as ankyrin repeat and death domain containing 1B. NCBI's taxonomy places the organism in Eukaryota, Metazoa, Chordata, Mammalia, Rodentia, Cricetidae. The transcript is spliced from 15 exons. Gene Ontology annotation, biological process: signal transduction. The record is from RefSeq and is a predicted model, not a curated record. Gene Ontology annotation, molecular function: protein binding. Bases 1 to 1665 code for a protein of 554 amino acids.